Dryobates pubescens (Downy woodpecker) is the source of this 1242-nucleotide messenger RNA. RefSeq names its product oocyte zinc finger protein XlCOF6.1. Gene Ontology annotation, biological process: regulation of DNA-templated transcription. The record is from RefSeq and is a predicted model, not a curated record. NCBI's taxonomy places the organism in Eukaryota, Metazoa, Chordata, Aves, Piciformes, Picidae. The transcript has a single exon. Gene Ontology annotation, molecular function: RNA polymerase II cis-regulatory region sequence-specific DNA binding; DNA-binding transcription factor activity, RNA polymerase II-specific. The coding region runs from base 1 to 1242 and encodes 413 amino acids.
AUGGCCUCACAGAAGGGCCCAGACAAGAGCUGGGAGAAGAGCAGUCAUCCAGAGAGCAAGUUGGAGAAGCCAAAGUGCAGCCUCAAUGGAGAGGAGGAGGAGGAAGAGGACAAGAUGGAGGAUGAUGAUGCUGAGAAGAAUGAUGACUGUGAUGAUGAGGAGCAUGAAGAGGAGGAUAAUGAUGAGGAUGAAGGUGACCAGGGCGAGGGAAAGGAAUGUGCAGAGGAGGAUGAAGCCAGAGCAGGCCCUUCUGGUGCACCCAAACCUCUGAAUCCGUGUCCUCAGUGUGGGCAGAGCUUCCCACCUGGCUCAGAGCCAGCGAAGCACCACUGCCCCCAGCCCGGCCCCCAGCCCUUCGUCUGUGGUGACUGCGGCAAGAGGUUCAGCAGGAGCUGUGACCUCACCCGGCACUGCCUCACCCACACUGGUGAGAAGCCCUUCACCUGUGACACCUGUGGCAAGCAGUUCAGGCAGAGGGCUCACCUGAGCCAGCACCGCCUCAGCCAUACCAGCGAGAAGUCCUUCACCUGCCGGGACUGCGGCAAGCCUUUCAAGCACAGCUCCAGCCUCGCCAUCCACCGCCGCAGCCACACCGGGGAGAAGCUGUUCCCCUGUGCCGAGUGCGGCAAGAGCUUCACCACCAGCUCCUUGUACAUCCAGCACCAACUCAUCCACAGCGGUGACAAACCCUACAGCUGCGCCGACUGCGGCAAGAGUUUCUCUCACGGCUCUGCCCUCACCCAACACCGCAGUGUGCACAGCGCUGAGAAGGCCUUCACCUGCGGGGACUGCGGCAGGAGCUUCAAACGCAGCGACAGCCUCGCCAUCCACCGCCGCAUCCACACCGGGGAGAAGCUGUUCCCCUGUGCCGAGUGCGGCAAGAGCUUCACCACCAGCACCUUAUUCAUCAACCACCAGCUCCUCCACAGCGGUGACAGGCCCUACAGCUGCGCCGACUGCGGCAAGCGCUUCAGCCGUAGCUCCCACCUCACCGAGCAUCGGCAGGUGCACAGCAGAGAGAAGGCUUUCACCUGCGCCGCCUGCGGGAAGAGCUUCACCCGUAGGAGCAGUCUCGUUUACCACUGCCGCAGCCACACCGGGAAGGAGGCUUUCCCCUGCCCUGACUGCAGCAAGACCUACAGCACCCGCUCCAACCUCACCAGGCAUCGCUGCAGCCACGCUGUUGGCCAGCGCACGGCGCGGGGCAGGCAAAAUAAACCCACCCAGGGUCUAGCGGGGUAA